Molecule: messenger RNA, 3524 nt
Organism: Sardina pilchardus (European sardine)
Lineage: Eukaryota; Metazoa; Chordata; Actinopteri; Clupeiformes; Clupeidae
Gene: slc43a3b
Product: solute carrier family 43 member 3b
Exons: 13
Coding region: 989-2467 (492 amino acids)
Biological process (GO): transmembrane transport
Molecular function (GO): transmembrane transporter activity
Source: RefSeq, a predicted model, not a curated record
AUGACCGUUAUUCUUUGUGCAUGUUAAGCACAUAUCAGUAAACACACAGCCAUGGACACCUGAGGCAAUCUAAUGAAAUCCAGUAAUCAAUUCUGCAGCAUGUUCCUGUUCUGCGGUAUGAGUGUACAAUGAGGGGAAGUAUACAGACAAAGUCAGAAUUGUCACAAUUUGUCUCGGUCCUGCAAGUCAAGUGAAUGACUUUAUGAGCCGACUUUAGAAGACAACAAAUCAAGAUGAACUGGUGUCCACAGUCCCCACUGGUCCGUCCAGUUGUCUCACCAGAGGGCAUGCCACUUGGUGUGUGGUGUGUGCUUUGUGUAUGUGUGUGUGUCUGUGUCUGUGUCUGUGAUAGGUCAGGUACUUGUGAAACAUGCUAUGCGAGUGAGGAAAAAAUGUUUGGAGUAACAACAGAGAGACAUUUUUCCCUUUGCGCUUGCAAAACAGAUGAGUGUUUUCUCUACUAUGAGGUGAGAGGGGAAAUGAGUGGGGGCAGAGGAGAGAGAGAGAGUAGAGAAAGAGAGGGUAGAGAGAGAGAGUAGGGAGAGAGAGGAGAGUGAGAGAAAAGAGAGAGAGAGAGAGAGAGAGAGAGAGAAGGGAGAAAGAUAGAGGGAGAGCGAGCAGUGAGAGAGCUGUAAGGAGGCGAACUAUAUAAGGAUGAAGACAAGGAGUGUCUAGUGUGUCAGUGAGAGGGAGCGGGUGUGUGUGUGUGUGUGUGAGCACGCUGCAGGGAAUCCCACGGUGUGAGAGUGAAAAAAGAAGGCUAGAGACUUUAAACAAAGUGAGGGACAGAAAGAGAGAGUGGGGAAAAGAAGAAAGACGUGUCUCCAUACAGAGGAACAGACUCAGAGAACAGCUGAGGCAUCAGGAAACUAAUUGUGGAUGUGGAUGUGGAUGUGUACAUGUUUGUGUGUUUGGGUCUGACUUUUGCUCAGGGCUUGUUUGUGAGUGUGUGUGUGUGUGUGUGUGUGAGUGAGCGUUUUUGGUAACAAUGCUUGUCUGCUGUGGCGGUGGGCAUCGUGUCCGGUCCUGGCUGACCUUUGUGACCGGGCUGUUUGAGUGUCUGUGUUUCGCCGGCGCCGUGUUUGGCUGGGCCUCGCUGGUCUUCGUGCUCAAAGGCGAUGGCUACUUCAGACAGCUCUGCGUCAACACCACCUCCAGCAAUGGCACAUACAUUGACUGCAGUGAGCAGGAUGAGAAGCUCUCCCUCAUCUUUACCAUCGCGUCCUUCAUGAACAACUUCCUCACGCUGCCUAAUGGCUUUCUGUUUGACCGCUUUGGCACCAUGGUUACCCGUCUUCUUGGAAUAUCCAUAUACACCACGGGGACCAUGCUGAUAGCAUUCUCAAACGCUGCUCUGUCCAUUAUACUGUUCCCUGCUCUCUCCUGCAUUGCGGUUGGAGGAAUUCUCUUUCUUGUGACAAACAUGCAGGUUGGAAACCUAUUUGGUUCACGGCGCUCCACUAUAAUUACCCUCUACAAUGGUGCAUUUGAUUCUUCCUCAGCCAUCUUCCUCAUCAUCAAGCUGCUGCAUGAGAGCGGCGUCUCUCUUCAGGCCUCCUUCCUCUUCCUGUCCUCCUGCAGCGUCAUCCACCUGCUGCGCACCUUCCUACUGAUGCCCCGAAAACACAUCCCCUACCCACUACCUGAGGACUACACUUAUGGAAUGAGCUGUGGCCAGAAGAGGAGCUACAGCAUAGAGGGCAAAUCAGCCAACGAGGGAAACAUACAGACUCCUGCUGCUAUUACCGAGGAGACCGCUCUUCAAGAAGACUCGCCAUCCUCCCAAAGCAAGCCAGAUAAGAGUUUCCGGAGCUGUGCGCUGUCCUGGUUCUUCCUGUGGCACUUGGUGUGGCUGUCUGUCAUGCAGCUGAGACACUACCUCUUCAUUGGCACCCUCAACCCCAUGCUGAACCGCCUCACCGCAGGGGACCCAGCUCUGGUGAGCACCUACACCAAUGCGUUUGCCAUCACUCAGCUGUGUGGGGUGCUGUGUGCUCCCUGGAAUGGACUCCUUAUGGACCGACACAAGGGACGUGCCAGGAAGCCAGGUGAGAGCGAGCAUGAGGCGGACCUGCAGGCGUCCAUCUUGUCUCUGUCCCUGACGGCGCUGCAGUGUGUGCUGUUCUCCGUGUGUGCUGCCUCCCCACUGCUCCCUCUGCAGUACCUCACCUUCAUCCUCCAGGUGCUCAACAGGUCCUUCCUCUACGGUGGGAACGCAGCCUUCAUCAGCGUGGCGUUCCCACCAGCCCAUUUUGGGAAGCUGUAUGGUCUAGUGAUGGCUCUGUCUGCAGUGGUGUCUCUGUUGCAGUACCCCUGUUUCGCCCUCAUCAAGGGACCCCUGGGAGGAGACCCACUCUAUGUGAAUAUUGCACUGACCUUAGUGACCCUACUGGCCUUCAUCCACCCUGCGUAUGUCUACAUCCACUGCCGUCGCCAGGCAGCACAGAGGGGCAGAACUACGAACUAGCCCUACCAAUUCACUGACAGAAGGGACCAACUAACAUUUUAACCUAUGCGUUAUAGGCUAUGUUUUAAUCCAGUAUUUCAAAUGCAUAACAACACUAGCUUUAGCUUUUUUACAUUAAAGACGUCCAUUCCAAUUGAGGAACUUGAAUCUAUUUAAGGAAAUGAAUAAAGAGUUAGGUUAAUGAACUGAAAAUUGUAUCUGAAACUCCAGAGGUAGGAAGAAGUAUUUUAUGAGAUGCGAGUGCUGGAAGCUCUCACAUCUCACAUGGCAUGUGAAUUUACAUAAUGAUUUUACUACAAUGUCAUAUUUUGUUUCCAAGAAGUCAACUGGCAUUGCAUCUGUGUUUGUGCUAUAUUUCCAUGUGAUGUGUACUGGCAUUCCUUCCUGAACUUAACUCAGGAAUUAGAGUGUGGUGUCACACCUGCCUUAACCCUCCGACCCCACCAGACCUCAGCUAGAGAGCAGCUGUUACAUACAUGUCACACGCACCCACACAGUCACACACGCACAGCCCCCCCCCCCACGACACACAAACACACAUACACACACACACACACACACACACACACACACACACAGACAAAUACACACCCAAACACACACACACACACACACACACACACACACACACACACACAUACUGUAUAGACAGACAGGCAGACAGACAAAUACACACACACAAAAGCCCCUAGUUAGAGUGAUAGUCAAACCACAUAGCAGUCACUGUUUACACAUCAGGCUUUCCCUUUCUUUUAGUGCUGUUUGAUUUUGAAUCCAGACUUUCUGUCUUUUUAGUGUAACUCUUCAGUUCAGGAGACUUUUGCUUAUUCAAGAUAACACUCACACAGUCAAAAUAGGACAUACUGCCCUCUCUUGGCCAAAAGGGGCAAACAUUUUACCACGUGUGUCUCUUAGGAACUCGGAGGUCGUCAAUGAUGUUAUGUCAGUGUUAAAAACAUUUUUUAAAAAAGUAUUAGUCAGUGGCAGUAUUAUGAUUUUGUACUACUUUUUAUACUGAAGGGAAUCACAUGCACUAAAUAAAAACAUGUGAAAUUUA